CUCAUGCAACAUCGCCAUCUGCAGUUGUAUACCUGUAACAGGGAAGUUACGAAACAUCUAGUGUGACGUCAUUAUACACAGCCAAAAUUGUUUUUGCCAUGUGUCCGUGAGAUUGAGGAUUUGAGCAUCGAUUUAUCUUACAAUUAAUUCGACACAGACAAUGGCAAGAAAGAAGACGAUUGACACAUCUGAACCCAAACAAACAACGGGCACGGUUUCUUGCGGAGGAAGGAAACGGCACAAGGAAGCAUUAGAGGACAGUAUAUCCAGAAAGCUAAGAAAGAAGAUAGACGGCCAAACCGAAGCAGGAGGUGACACACAGCCCAAUGGAAAGUGGCUUGGCAGUCAGAAGAAAGACAGGCAUACCAGCAUCGUGCAUUACAUUUACAAGAACACCUUGGGGCAGAAUAUCCACUCACAAAUGCGGCAGUGUUUUCAAGAGCCGUUCCUGCGGUCUCUGGCCUCGUACCGGCUCUACCGCACAGCCAGCCCCUUCGACCGCAGAGUUACAUGCCUGGAAUGGCACCCAACGCACCCCAGCACACUGGCCGUUGCGUCGAAGAGUGGGGACAUCAUCCUGUGGGACUACGAGGUCCUGAAGAAGACCACCUUUAUACAAGGGAAGGGACCUGGGGACUAUAUAGCGGGGAUGAAGUUCUUUCCCACGGACUCGACCAAAAUGUUCACUGCCUCAGGAGAUGGCACGCUUUCCCUGCAGAGCAUUGAUGUCGGGAAAGCCCAGGUGGUGUCCGGAACGCCAGAUUGUGAACACCAUCACCACAAUGUUUGUGUUUGGUACUGCAGCCUGGACGUUUCCUCAAGCCGUCAGGUGGUGGUGACUGGUGACAACAUGGGACGGGUGCUGCUUCUGGGCAUGGAGGGAGAGACAAUCUGGAAUCACAAGCUGCACAAAGCGAAGGUAACCCAUGCAGAAUUCAACCCUUGCUGUGAUUGGCUGCUGGCUACGGCAUCCGUAGACCACACGGUCAAACUGUGGGACCUUCGGAGUAUCAAAGACAAGAGCAGCUUUUUACAUGAGAUGCCACAUGAAAAGGCUGUCAACUCUGCCUAUUUCAGCCCCAUGGAUGGCUCCAAGCUCCUUACCACUGAUCAGUACGAUCAAAUCAGGGUUUACUGCUCUUCUGAUUGGUCAAAUCCCCAGAAGAUCAUCUCGCACCCACACCGCCAGUUUCAGCACCUCACACCUAUCAAGGCCACCUGGCACCCCAUGUACGAGCUCAUCGUGGCUGGCCGCUACCCCGAUCAACGAGUCUGCAGGGGUGAAUUGAGGACCAUCGACAUCUUUGAUGCCAACACUGGGGCUCUCAAGUUUCAGCUUCAUGACCCCAAUGCCCCAGGCAUUAUAUCUCUCAACAAGUUCAACCCAAUGGGAGACGUGUUGGGAUCUGGGAUGGGGUUCAGCAUUCUUAUUUGGAACCGAGAGGACAUUGUGAACAAGGGACAGGACAGGCUAAUGAGAGAAAUGGCGGAGGAAACUGGCCUGACCGGUGGUACCAGCAGCUCCAGAGCCCAGCAUCGGUCCCACCAGCGCCCUGGGGAUAGGAGGGGAACAGCUGAAAAGACCAAGCUCAAGAAAAAAAUGGAAAGUCUGGAAUCGCCAGGGACCAAAACAAAAACCAAAUCCAAAGAAAAUGUCAAACCUCAAAAAGACAAGAUGAAAAAAUAAGUCUUCAACUUCUUUAGUUGAACUGGCUUCAACAAAAAUGUGCUUAGCUAAAAGUUACAAAAGCAUUACAUAAUUCCAUUUCUUCAUUGAAAUUCUAUUUUUGGGAAUUAAUGAGAGUACAUUUUAAAAAGGUGCAAGGGUCAUUAGAUGGUCAAUUAUGUUUUAUAUCUAAGACAGUACAUGCACUCUAAAUUAUAAAUGGUAUAUAAACAAGACAAUAUGCAUGGUAAAAUUUGGACUGAUCUGCACCUUUCGUUGUUCAGUGUUUUUGUAUUUUUGCAUAUUAAAAGCAAUUUAACAGAA
Messenger RNA from Anguilla rostrata (American eel), 1990 nucleotides. RefSeq names its product damage-specific DNA binding protein 2 (gene ddb2). The record is from RefSeq and is a predicted model, not a curated record. Gene Ontology annotation, cellular component: Cul4-RING E3 ubiquitin ligase complex; nucleus. Lineage: Eukaryota; Metazoa; Chordata; Actinopteri; Anguilliformes; Anguillidae. Gene Ontology annotation, biological process: DNA repair; response to UV. Gene Ontology annotation, molecular function: damaged DNA binding; protein binding. The coding region runs from base 161 to 1687 and encodes 508 amino acids. The transcript has 11 exons.